This is a messenger RNA of Planococcus citri (citrus mealybug), 660 nucleotides long. RefSeq lists its product as uncharacterized. Bases 141 to 557 code for a protein of 138 amino acids. The transcript has 4 exons. NCBI's taxonomy places the organism in Eukaryota, Metazoa, Arthropoda, Insecta, Hemiptera, Pseudococcidae. The record is from RefSeq and is a predicted model, not a curated record.
UGCACUUAUGUACAAUAAAAAACGUACCUAGCUCAUAUAAUACUGUGUGUUGUUUUUCUAUAGUUCUUUCUUGUCUCAUAUUAGACAUUAUACACAUAGUUAAAACUAAAUUUUCGUACAUUUCUCAACAUCGCGUAAGAAUGACGCGGUAUUCUCUGAUUCCAUACAUGGUAUUCGUGUUAUAUUCAGCCACAUCCUUUGGAUGGACCGACGACGAUGUCUACCACUACCUCUCAAAUAAUACGGCUUUGUCAUUCGCGUAUCAGCAAAACGUUUCCAUCACUUGCUAUGAUACAAAUGAAGUCGAGUGGAAAGUAGACUCUACUGUACAAACCACAAAUUUUAUAAAGGAGAUCAGUCCAAAUGAAAAAAUUCUCAGAAUAGAGAAAAUCACACCCCACGAUACAGGUAUUUACAAAUGCGUGUCCAAGAAGAACUCCAACCUGUUCAAAAAGCUCAUUGUUACUAUUUGGGGUGACCGACUAGACGCUGCAGGACUUCCCAAGUACCCGCUGCUUUCGUUCCCAUAUACUGGUCGCCUAUCACUAAAAACGUGAGGUAUUGGCUACUGGGUUAAUGUACAUUAUGUUGUGGCCUAAUUCUGUUAUUUUUCUAAUAUGACAUAAGUGCUGUUUCCAAUACAUCGCCGCAUUCAUACGU